Molecule: messenger RNA, 1627 nt
Organism: Leptonychotes weddellii (Weddell seal)
Lineage: Eukaryota; Metazoa; Chordata; Mammalia; Carnivora; Phocidae
Gene: CPNE9
Product: copine family member 9
Biological process (GO): cellular response to calcium ion
Cellular component (GO): plasma membrane
Molecular function (GO): calcium-dependent phospholipid binding
Source: RefSeq, a predicted model, not a curated record
GGUGAUUGACAACACGCUGAACCCAGACUUUGUGCGCAAAUUCGUCCUGGACUACUUCUUUGAGGAAAAGCAAAACCUGCGCUUUGAUGUAUACAACAUUGACUCCAAAACCAACAUCUCCAAACCGGGGUGUACCAGGCAAGAAGUGUGGGACCAUACUGCUGACUGCAGAGGAGCUUAGCAAUUGUCGGGACAUUGCCACCAUGCAACUUUGUGCAAACAAGCUGGACAAGAAGGAUUUCUUUGGAAAGUCAGACCCCUUCCUUGUGUUCUAUAGGAGCAAUGAGGAUGGCACGUUCACCAUCUGCCACAAGACGGAGGUUGUGAAAAACACACUGAAUCCUGUGUGGCAACCCUUCAGCAUCCCUGUGCGGGCAUUGUGCAAUGGAGACUAUGACAGAACAGUGAAGAUUGAUGUGUACGACUGGGACCGGGAUGGAAGCCAUGACUUCAUCGGUGAGUUCACCACCAGCUACCGGGAGCUGAGCAAGGCCCAGAACCAGUUCACAGUGUAUGAGGUACUUAACCCUCGGAAGAAAUGUAAGAAGAAGAAAUAUGUCAAUUCAGGAACUGUGACGCUGCUCUCCUUUUCUGUGGACUCUGAAUUCACUUUUGUUGAUUACAUCAAGGGAGGGACACAGCUGAACUUCACAGUAGCCAUUGACUUCACAGCUUCUAAUGGGAAUCCUCUGCAGCCCACCUCCCUGCACUACAUGAGUCCCUACCAACUCAGCGCCUAUGCCAUGGCCCUCAAGGCAGUGGGAGAAAUCAUCCAGGACUAUGACAGUGACAAGCUCUUCCCAGCCUAUGGCUUUGGGGCCAAACUGCCUCCAGAGGGACGGAUCUCCCACCAGUUCCCCCUGAACAACAACGAUGAGGAUCCCAACUGUGCGGGCAUUGAAGGUGUGUUGGAGAGCUACUUUCAGAGCCUGCGCACAGUGCAGCUCUAUGGGCCCACCUACUUUGCUCCUGUCAUCAACCAGGUUGCCAGGGCUGCAGCCAAAAUCUCUGAUGGUUCCCAGUACUACGUUCUGCUCAUCAUCACUGAUGGGGUAAUCUCUGACAUGACGCAGACCAAGGAGGCUAUUGUCAGUGCCUCCUCACUGCCCAUGUCUAUCAUUAUUGUCGGUGUGGGACCAGCCAUGUUUGAAGCAAUGGAAGAGCUGGAUGGUGAUGACGUGCGCGUGUCCUCUAGGGGACGCUAUGCAGAACGGGACAUCGUUCAGUUCGUCCCAUUCCGAGACUAUGUUGACCGGUCAGGAAACCAGGUGCUGAGUAUGGCCCGACUAGCCAAGGACGUGCUGGCUGAGAUCCCAGAGCAGCUGCUGUCCUACAUGCGCACCAGGGAUAUCCAACCUCGCCCCCCACCUCCUGCCAACUCCAGACCAACUCCCGCUCCAGAACAGCCCUGAGGAGCCUACCUAUUCCGUAACUAGCAGCCUGCUUGCCUGCCCACCCACUGCUUCUGCUGAAAGCCAGAGGCACCUGGAGCCCUGGACCUUACUGAGUCCAGCUUAGAGGAUCAGUGCUGGCUGGUCGAGCCCUCUGUCCCCUCACCCAUAGAAGGGCCUGGCACUGUCACCACCUCCCUGCCUUCAUGCCAAUAAUAAAGCUGAUCUUUACUCCA